This is a messenger RNA of Pygoscelis adeliae (Adelie penguin), 3178 nucleotides long. RefSeq names its product serine/threonine-protein kinase SBK2-like. The record is from RefSeq and is a predicted model, not a curated record. Gene Ontology annotation, molecular function: ATP binding; protein serine/threonine kinase activity. NCBI's taxonomy places the organism in Eukaryota, Metazoa, Chordata, Aves, Sphenisciformes, Spheniscidae. Gene Ontology annotation, biological process: peptidyl-serine phosphorylation; peptidyl-threonine phosphorylation.
CAGCCCAGAGGCUGCAGCAGGGGAAGCGAGGCAGUCCACGGCCGGCCGUCAGUGCUGCGCUGCUGGAGAAGCACUCAGCAAUGGCCGAGAGCUCAGCUGCAGCUGUGGCAGCGGCAGGGACAGCGGCACCAACCGUGUUAGAUGAGCUCCUGGAGAUCACAGCUCAGAGCCUGGUGCGCACCGAGGUGGCAGAGCACUAUGAGGUUAUUCGGGAGCUGGGCAGGGGCAAGUAUGGCCACGUGAUGCUAGUGACCCACAGGCAGAGAGGGACUCCUAUGGCUCUCAAGCUGCUACCCAAAGCCAGUACCAAGCUGCACACCUUCCUGUAUGAGUAUUGCGUGGCACUGUCCCUCGCCACCCACCCUGCCAUCAUCGGCAUGUUUGGAAUUGCCAUCGAGUCCAGCCAGUACUAUGGCUUCCUCUACGAACCAGCACUGCACAAAGACCUCAUCUCUAUCAUCAAGCCCCGGGACGGGAUCCCUGAGCCAGCCGCUAAGCAGUGUGCCAAGCAGCUCGUGAGCGCGCUGGAGUUCAUCCACAGCCGAGGGCUCGUGUACCGUGAUGUCAAGCCUGAGAACGUGCUGCUUUUCGAUCCCGAGUGUCGGCGCAUCAAGUUGACUGACUUCGGGCUUACGCGGCCCAAGGGUACCAAGCUCAAGCUGGUGGCUGGGGUAAUCCCCUACACAGCCCCCGAGCUAAGCAACACCGCUGAUGCCCAAGGAGUGCCCAUCGACACCAGCUUGGAUGCCUGGGCUUUCGGUGUGCUGCUUUUCUGCCUGCUGACUGGCUACUUCCCCUGGGAGCAGAGCCUGCCAGAUGACCCUUUCUUUGAGGACUUCAUGCUGUGGCAGGAGACGGGCCUGGAGGAGGACCUGCCCCGCCACUGGAAACGCCCGACGGCUGAGGCCCCCCCGAUUAGCCUGCUGGCCCUAGAUCCCUCCAAGCGUGGCCCUGUCAGCGGGGCGCUGCGCUACGUCGAUUGCCCUUGGCGGCUGGAGGACAGGUGCAGUGAGGAGGCUGUGGUGAAGCCCUAGAGCCCGCUCCCCAUGCAGGGAGGGAAGGCGGGUCUCACCCUGCAAAGGAUUCGGGGUCCAGGGCAACACGGUGGCCCAGGUGUGAGAGGCCAUGGUGACCCAGAGAGCAACUUCUCUGCAGCACUGUCCCUGCCACCACGGACCCAGGCUCCUUCCCCAGCUGAUGGUCCUCACCCCAUGGCUCAGUGCUGCCCAGUGCUACCUCCUUGUGUUUCCUUGGGGCUUGAAAACAUCUUCUUUCUCUUGGAAACGACUGUCCACAUGUGAAGCACCCACUUGCUUCCUGGCCACAGGGAAUCCAGGGCAUUUUCUAGGGGCUGCAGCACCUGCCUUGUCUCGAAAUAGAGCAAAAUACAUAAUUUUGUGUUUCCGUAUGUGGCUCUUUUCCCCUCAUAAUAAAAUGCCUGUGGGGGCCCGCUUGCUGUGGGAGAGUGGGGGCAUGACAGAGCCUGCAGCCAUCUCAGGACAACCUGCACAAGGCAGGGGCCACCCCUGGAUGAUGCUGCCUGGGCCUCCAUCAGGACCCUUGAAAGGUGGCUUCAGGCUGGUGGGGUGGAGGUGCUGGGGACCCCUCAGCAUGUGGCUGCGGAUGGUAGCUGGGGACUGAUGAUGGCGUUGAGAAGGUGGUGGAAGCCAUGGAGGUGGAGUGUUGGAGAAAGCCACAGGGAAUCGCACAUUGAACCUGCCCGCUGCCAUGCAUUUCUUCCCGUUUCCUUGUGUUCAGGACCAGGUGACAGAUGGGCUCUUCUGCACGGACGGUUGUUAGCAGCAGGAGUCUCAGUGUCAGUUUGCACAAGUGUCCCCCUCUAGUUCCUGUCACUCAGGAAAAUGGCCUUCUGCAAACACUGACAGCCCUGCUGAAGCACAAUUCAUCCCUCUCCCUCCUCGAGUGACUCAGGUGCAAGUGGAAAGGUGAGCUCACUGCCACGAAUGUCCACAUGUAUGAUUCAACUGAGAAGACAGUAGCACUGUGAGGGUGGUUGGCCUGGGCGUCACUGAGAAAGGCUAACAGAGUAGCUGUAACCACAGGUUGCAUGAGUUUAUCCAUAUGAAUAACCCCAGCAAAAUUCCCCUAGUGAUACCUCCCAGCAGUCUUACACCAUUGCCUUGCUCUCAUUCAUCCUCCUCCAGACUGACUGCUCCUUCCUCAUAGAGCCAGCCAUUCUCUGUACAAGCCUCCACUACCACUUCUUCCCUGCUCCUAUUCUCCUGAAUCCUUCAGUCUCAAGGAACCAUUUCCAAGACUAUCCAACACCAGCCCAAGCACACCUCCUCCCUUUUACUGCCUUCAGGUCCUAAGAGAAUGUCCUUCACGCUCUUUUAGAUGCCUGGUUACCCCUCUAGAAGACCUUUCUUCUCCCAUUUCCUAUCACCACUUUAACCCUUCCCCAGCAACCCACCUCUCCUAAUCCCCCAAUGUCCUUCUAGGUGCACAUUUUAAUCCUGGAAAGAGGUAGCAAGGAGAGAAUUAGAGGUUAGAAGCUCUUCUUACUUUGCUACCUCUUUCCAGUCUCCAGGAUUAUGCUGUUGGUAAUCCCUUCCAGCUCUUAGCCUGGUCCUAUUGCUGGAAACAUUCCCAGCUCAGUUUCCAUUCUCAGUGGCUUCGUAACUUCUAAAAAUGCACUGUUCCAGAACCAUACUUUCUAGCAUCCCAGCUUUUCUUUCACCUCAGAUCCUUUCCUGCACACACUCUCCUGUAUUUCCUCAACCUCCAGCUCUCUUUUUCCAGCUUCUUCUCACCCACUGGCAUUUUAUCAUUACUUACCUUUGCCGCUAACAAUUCCCUUUCUACUACCCAUCACCUGGUAAGCACCUUUCGCUCAUUCCUCUCUCAGCAACAUCACCUCCAUACUACUCUUUUGUACUUUUCCUGCUCCCUACAUCGCUUAUCCCUUGUGUCUUCCUUCCAACUCCCCAACCUACCUUAUCGACCAGCAUCGUGCUCACCCUGUUCAAGAUAGUUUUCUUCUGUCCUCUCCCAUCUCUUAGAAUCUUUCAUUAUCCAAAAACGUAAUAAAUGCUGCUCAACUUUGGCCUGCUGAGAUUUGGCUUUAAUUACUCUCUGGUUACUGUAGGAAUAGCAGAGGAGUGUAUUGUGGUUUAACCUCAGUCAGCAACUGAGCACCACACAGCCGCUGGCUCAC